Messenger RNA from Closterium sp. NIES-65, 21636 nucleotides. The record is from the annotation of a GenBank genome assembly. Lineage: Eukaryota; Viridiplantae; Streptophyta; Zygnematophyceae; Desmidiales; Closteriaceae.
CCCCAUUCUCCCGCUUUCCAUCACCCCGCCCCAUUUUUCCGCUUUCCAUCACCCCGCCCCAUUCUCCCGCUUUCCAUCACCCUGCCCCAAUCUCCCGCUUUCCAUCACCCCGCCCCAUUCUCCCUCCUUCCACCACCCCGCCCCAUUCUCCCGCUUUCCAUCACCCCCCCCAAUUCUCCCGCUUUCCAUCACCCCGCCCCAUUCUCCCGCUUUCCAUCACCCUGCCCCAAUCUCCCGCUUUCCAUCACCCCGCCCCAUUCUCCCUCCUUCCACCACCCCGCCCCAUUCUCCCGCUUUCCAUCACCCCCCCCAAUUCUCCCGCUUUCCAUCACCCAGCCCCAUUCUCCCGCUUUCCAUCACCCCGCCCCAUUCUCCUGCUUUCCAUCACCCUGCCCCAUUCUCCCGCUUUCCAUCACCCCGCCCCAUUCUCCCUCCUUCCAUCACCCCGCCCCAUUCUCCCACUUUCCAUCACCCCGCCCCACUCUCCCGCUUCCCAUAACCCCACCCCAUUCUCCCGCUUUCCAUCACCCCACCACAUUUUCCCGUUUUCUAUCACCCCGCCCCAUUCUCCCUCCUUCCAUCACCCCGCCCCAUUCUCCCGCUUUCCAUCACCCCGCCCCAUUCUCCCGAUUUCCGUCACCCGCCCCAUUCUCCCGAUUUCCAUCACCCCGCCCCAUUCUCCCGCUUUCCAUCACCCCGCCCCAUUCUCCCGCAUUCCAUCAUCCCGCCCCAUUCUCCCUCCUUCCAUCACCCCGCCCCAUUCUCCCGCUUUCCAUCACUCCGCCCCAUUCUCCCUCCUUCCAUCACCCCGCCCCAUUCUCCCUCCUUCCAUCACCCCGCCCCAUUCUCCCGCUUUCCAUCACCCCGCCCCAUUCUCCCGCUUCCCAUAACCCCACCCCAUUCUCCCGCUUUCCAUCACCCCGCCACAUUCUCCCACUUUCCAUCACCCCGCCCCCUUCUCUCUCCUUCCAUCACCCCGCCCCAUUCUUCCUCCUUCCAUCACCCCGCCCCAUUCUCCCGCUUUUCAUCAGCCCGCCCCAUUCUCCCGCUCUCCAUCACCCCUCCCCUUUCUCCCGCUUUCCAUCUCCCCGCCCCAUUCUCCCGCUUUCCAUCACCCCGCCCCAUUCUCCCGCUUUCCAUCACCCCGCCCCAUUCUUCCCCUUCCCAUCAUCCCGCCCCAUUCCCCCGCUUUCCAUCACCCCGCCCCCUUCUCUCUCCUUCCAUCACCCCGCCCCAUUCUCCCUCCUUCCAUCACCCCGCCCCAUUCUCUCGCUUUCCAUCACCCCGCCCCCCCCAUUCUCCUUCCUUCCAUCACCUCGCUCCAUUCUCCCGCUUUCCAUCACCCCGCCUCAUUCUUCCGCUUCCCAUAACCCCACCCUAUUCUCCCGCUUUCCAUCACCCCGCCACAUUUUCCCACUUUCCAUCAUCCCGCCCCCUUCUCUCUCCUUCCAUCACCCUGCCCCAUUCUCCCUCCUUCCAUCACCCCGCCCCAUUCUUCCGCUUUCCAUCACCCGCCCCAUUCUCCUGCUUUCCAUCACCUCGCCCCAUUCUCCCGCUUUCCAUCACCCCGCCCCAUUCUUUCCAUCACCCGCCCCAUUCUCCCGCUUUCCAUCACCCCGCCCCAUUCUCCCGCUUUCCAUCACCCCGCUCCAUUCUCCCGCUUUCCAUCACCCCGCCCCAUUCUCCCGCUUUCCAUCACCCCGCCCCAUUCUCCCGCUUUCCAUCACUCCGGCCCGUUCUCCCGCUUUCCAUCACCCCGACCCAUUCUCCCACUUUCCAUCACCCCGCCCCAUUCUCCCUCCUUCCAUCACGCUGCCUCAUUCUCCCUCCUUCCAUCACCCUGCCCCAUUCUCCCGCUUUCCAUCACCCCGCCCCAUUCUCCCGCUUUCCAUCACCCUGCCCCAAUCUCCCGCUUUCCAUCACCGCGCCCCAUUCUCCCUCCUUCCAUCACCCCGCCCCAUUCUCCCGCUUUCCAUCACCCCGCCUCAUUCUCCCGCUUUCCAUCACCCAGCCCCAUUCUCCCGCUUUCCAUCACCCCGCCCCAUUCUCCCGCUUUCCAUCACCCCGCCGCAUUCUCCCUCUUUCCAUCACCCCUCCUCAUUCUCCCUCUUUCCAUCACCCCGCCCCAUUCUCCCUCUUUCCACCACCCUGCUCCAUUCUCCCGCUAUCCAUCACCCCGUCCCAUUCUCCCUCUUUCCAUCACCCCUCCCCGUUCUCCCGCUUUCCAUCACCCCGCCCUAUUCUCCGUCUUUCCAUCACCCCGCCCCAGUCUCCCACUUUCAAUCACCCCGCCCCAUUCUCCCGCUUUCCAUCACCCCGCCCCAUUCUCCCCCUUUCCAUCACCCCGCCCCAUUCUCCCACUUUCCAUCACCCCGCCCCAUUCUCCCGAUUUCCAUCACCCCUCCCCAUUGUCCCACUUUCCAUCACCCCGCCCCAUUCUCCCUCUUUGCAUCAGCCCGCCCCAUUCUCCCUCUUUCCAUCACCCCGCCCCAUUCUCCCGCUUUCCAUCACCCCGCCCCAUUCUCCCGCUUUCCGUCACCCCGCCCCAUUCUCCCGCUUUCCAUCACCCCGCCCCAUUCUCCCACUUUCCAUCACCCCGCCCCAUUCUCCCGCUUUCCAUCACCCCGCCCCAUUCUCCCGCUCUCUAUCACCCCGCCCCAUUCUCCUGCUUUCCAUCACCCCGCCCCAUUCUCCCGCUCUCCAUCACCCCGCCCCAUUCUCCCGCUCUCCAUCACCUUGCCCCAUUCUCCCGCUUUCCAUCAUCCCGCCCCAUUCUCCCACUUUCCAUCAUCCCGCCCCAUUCUCCCUCCUCCCAUCACGUCGCCCCAUUCUCCCGCUUUCCAUCACCCCGCCUCAUUCUCCUGCUUUCCAUCACCCCGCCCCAUUCUCCCUCCUUCCAUCACCCUGCCCCAUUCGCCCUCCUUCCAUCACCCCGGCCCAUUCUCCCGCUUUCCAUCACCCCGCCCCAUUCUCCUGCUUUCCAUCACCCCGCCCCAUUCUCCCGCUUUCUAUCACACCGCCCCAUACUCCCUCCUUCCAUCACCCCGCCCCAUUCUCCCUCCUUCCAUCACCCCACCCCAUUCUCCUGCUUUCCAUCUCCCCGCCCUAUUCUUCCGCAUUCCAUCACCCAGCCCCAUUCUCCCGCUUUUCAUCACCUCGCCCCAUUUUCCUGCUUUCCGUCACCCCGCCCCAUUCUCCCGCUAUCCAUCACCCCGCCCCAUUCCCCCGCUUUCCAUCACCCCUCCCCAUUCUCCCGCUUUCCAUCACCCCGCCCCGUUCUCCCGCUAUCCAUCACCCCGCCCCAUUCUCCCGCUUUCAAUCACCCCGCCCCAUUCUCCCGCUUUCCAUCACCCCGCACCAUUCUCCCGCUUUCCAUCACCCCGCCCCAUUCCCCCUCCUUCCAUCACCCCGUCCCAUUCUCCCGCUUUCCAUCACCCCGCCCAAUUCUCCCGCUUUCCAUCACCACGCCUUAUUCUCCCGCUUUCCAUCACCCCGCCCCAUUCUCCCGCUUUCCAUCACCCCGCCCCAUUCUCCCGCUUUCCAUCACCCCGCCUCAUUCUCCCUUCUUCCAUCACCUCGCCCCAUUCUCCCCCCUUCCAUCACCCCGCCCCAUUCUCCUGCUUUCCAUCACCCCGCCCCAUUCUUCCGCAUUUCAUCACCCAGCCCCAUUCUCCCGCUUUCCAUCACCCCGCCCCAUUUUCCCGCUUUCCGUCACCCCGCCCCAUUCUCCCGCUAUCCAUCACCCCGCCCCAUUCCCCCACUUUCCAUCACCCCGCCCCAUUCUCCCGCUUUCCAUCACCCCGCCCCAUUCUCCCGCUUUCCAUCACCCCGCCCCAUUCUCCCGCUUUCCAUCACCCCUCCCCAUUCUCCUGCUUUCCAUCACCCUGCCCCAUUCUCCCUCCUUCCAUGACCCCGCCCCAUUCUCCCUCCUUCCAUUACCCCGCCCCAUUCUCCCGCUUUCCAUCAACCCGCCCCAUUCUCCCGCUUUCCAUCACCCCGUCGCAUUCUCCCGCUUUCCAUCACCACGCCCCAUUCUCCAGCUUUCCAUCACCCCGUCCCAUUCUCCCUCUUUCCAUCACCCCGCCCCAUUCUCCCGCUUUCCAUCACCCCGCCCGAUUCUCCCGCUUUGCAUCACCCCGCCCCAUUCUCCCGCUAUCCAUCACCCCGCCCCAUUCUCCCGCUUUCCAUCACCCCGCACCAUUCUCCCACUUUCCAUCACCCCGCACCAUUCUCCCGCUUUCCAUCACACCGCCCCAUUCCCCCUCCUUCCAUCACCCCGCCCCAUUCUCCCCCUUUCCAUCACCCCGCCCAAUUCUCCCGCUUUCCAUCACCACGCCUUAUUCUCCCGCUUUCCAUCACCCCGCCCCAUUCUCCCGCUUUCCAUCACCCCGCCCCAUUCUCCCGCUUUCCAUCACCCCGCCCCAUUCUCCCUUCUUCCAUCACCUCGCCCCAUUCUCCCUCCUUCCAUCACCCCGCCCCAUUCUCCUGCUUUCCAUCACCCGGCCCCAUUCUUCCGCAUUUCAUCACCCAGCCCCAUUCUCCCGCUUUCCAUCACCCCGCCCCAUUUUCCUGCUUUCCGUCGCCCCGCCCCAUUCUCCUGCUAUCCAUCACCCCGCCCCAUUCCCCCACUUUCCAUCACCCCGCCCCAUUCUCCCGCUUUCCAUCACCCCGCCCCAUUCUCCCGCUUUCCAUCACCCCGCCCCAUUCUCCCGCUUUCCAUCACCCCUCCCCAUUCUCCUGCUUUCCAUCACCCUGCCCCAUUCUCCCUCCUUCCAUGACCCCGCCCCAUUCUCCCUCCUUCCAUUACCCCGCCCCAUUCUCCUCCUUUCCAUCACCCCACCCCAUUCUCCCGCUUUCCAUCACCCCGUCCCAUUCUCCAGCUUUCCAUCACCCCGUCCCAUUCUCCCUCUUUCCAUCACCCCGCCCCAUUCUCCCUCAUUCCAUCACCCCGCCCCAUUCUCCCGCUUUCCAUCACCCCGCCCCAUUCUCCCGCUUCCCAUAACCCCACCCCAUUCUCUCGCUUUCCAUCACCCCGCCACAUUUUCCCACUUUCCAUCACCCCGCCCCCUUCUCUCUCCUUCCAUCACCCCGCCCCAUUCUCCCUCCUUCCAUCACCCCGCCCCAUUCUCCCGCUUUCCAUCAGCCCGCCCCAUUCUCCCGCUUUCCAUCACCCCGCCCCAUUCUUCCGCUUCCCAUCAUCCCGCCCCAUUCCCCCGCUUUCCAUCACCCCUCCCCAUUCUCCCUCCUUCCAUGACCCCGCCCCAUUCUCCCUCCUUCCAUUACCCCGCCCCAUUCUCCCGCUUUCCAUCAACCCGCCCCAUUCUCCCGCUUUCCAUCACCCCGUCGCAUUCUCCCGCUUUCCAUCACCACGCCCCAUUCUCCAGCUUUCCAUCACCCCGUCCCAUUCUCCCUCUUUCCAUCACCCCGCCCCAUUCUCCUGCUUUCCAUCACCCCGCCCGAUUCUCCCGCUUUCCAUCACCCCGCCCCAUUCUCCCGCUAUCCAUCACCCCGCCCCAUUCUCCCGCUUUCCAUCACCCCGCACCAUUCUCCCACUUUCCAUCACCCCGCACCAUUCUCCCGCUUUCCAUCACCCCGCCCCAUUCCCCCUCCUUCCAUCACCCCGCCCCAUUCUCCCUCUUUCCAUCACCCCGCCCAAUUCUCCCGCUUUCCAUCACCACGCCUUAUUCUCCCGCUUUCCAUCACCCCGCCCCAUUCUCCCGCUUUCCAUCACCCCGCCCCAUUCUCCCGCUUUCCAUCACCCCGCCCCAUUCUCCCUUCUUCCAUCACCUCGCCCCAUUCUCCCUCCUUCCAUCACCCCGCCCCAUUCUCCUGCUUUCCAUCACCCGGCCCCAUUCUUCCGCAUUUCAUCACCCAGCCCCAUUCUCCCGCUUUCCAUCACUCCGCCCCAUUUUCCUGCUUUCCCUUUCCAUCACCCCGUCCCAUUCUCCCUCUUUCCAUCACCCCGCCCCAUUCUCCCUCAUUCCAUCACCCCGCCCCAUUCUCCCGCUUUCCAUCACCCCGCCCCAUUCUCCCGCUUCCCAUAACCCCACCCCAUUCUCUCGCUUUCCAUCACCCCGCCACAUUUUCCCACUUUCCAUCACCCCGCCCCCUUCUCUCUCCUUCCAUCACCCCGCCCCAUUCUCCCUCCUUCCAUCACCCCGCCCCAUUCUCCCGCUUUCCAUCAGCCCGCCCCUUUCUCCCGCUUUCCAUCACCCCGCCCCAUUCUUCCGCUUCCCAUCAUCCCGCCCCAUUCCCCCGCUUUCCAUCACCCCUCCCCAUUCUCCCUCCUUCCAUCACCCCGCCCCAUUCUCCCCCUUUCCAUUACCCGCCCCAUUCUCCCGCUUUCCAUCACCUCGCCCCAUUCUCCCGCUUUCCAUCACCCCGCCCCAUUCUUAUGCUUUCCAUCACCCCGCCCCAUUCUCCCGCAUUCCAUCACCCUGCCCCAUUCACUGCUUUCCAUCACCCACCCCAUUCUCCCGCUUUCCAUCACCCCGCCCCAUUCUCCCGCUUUCCAUCACCCCGCCCCAUUCUCCUGCUUUCCAUCACCCCGCCCCAUUCUCCCGCUUUCCAUCACCCCGCCCCAUUCUCCCGCUUUCCAUCACUCCGCCCCAUUCUCCCGCUUUCCAUCACCCCGACCCAUUCUCCCACUUUCCAUCACCCUGCCCCAUUCUCCCUCCUUCCAUCACCCCGCCUCAUUCUCCCUCCUUCCAUCACCCCGCCCCAUUCUCCCGCUUUCCAUCACCCCGCCCCAUUCUCCCGCCUUCCAUCACCCAGCCCCAUUCUCCCGCUUUCCAUCACCCCGCCCCAUUUUCCCGCUUUCCAUCACCCCGCCCCAUUCUCCCGCUUUCCAUCACCCUGCCCCAAUCUCCCGCUUUCCAUCACCCCACCCCAUUCUCCCUCCUUCCAUCACCCCGCCCCAUUCUCCUGCUUUCCAUCACCCCGCCCCAUUCUCCCGCUUUCCCCCGCCCCAUUCUCCCGCUUUCCAUCACCCCGCCCCUUUCUCCCGCUUUCCAUCUCCCCGCCCCAUUCUCCCGCUUUCCAUCACCCCGCCCCAUUCUCCCGCUUUCCAUCACCCCGCCCCAUUCUUCCGCUUCCAUUAUCCCGCCCCAUUCCCCCGCUUUCCAUCACCCCUCCCCAUUCUCCCUCCUUCCAUCACCCCGCCCCAUUCUCCCCCUUUCCAUCAACCGCCCCAUUCUCCCGCUUUCCAUCACCUCGCCCCAUUCUCCCGCUUUCCAUCACCCCGCCCCAUUCUCCCGCUUUCUAUCACCCCGCCCCAUUCUCCCGCUUUCCAUCACCCUGCCCCAUUCUCCCGCUUUCCAUCCGGCCCCGUUCUCCCGCUUUCCAUCACCCCGCCCCAUUCUCCCGCUUUCCAUCACUCCGCCCCAUUCUCCCGCUUUCCAUCACCCCGACUUAUUCUCCCACUUUCCAUCACCCCGCCCCAUUCUCCCGCUUUCCAUCACCCCGCCCCAUUCUCCCGCUUUCCAUCACCCUGCCCCAAUCUCCCGCUUUCCAUCAUCCCACCCCAUUCUCCCUCCUUCCAUCACCCCGCCCCAUUCUCCCACUUUCCAUCACCCCGCCCCAUUCUCCCGCUUUCCAUCACCCAGCCCCAUUCUCCCGCUUUCCAUCAUCCCGCCCCAUUCUCCCGCUUUCCAUCACCCCGCCCCAUUCUCCCUCCUUCCAUCACCCCGCCCCAUUCUCCCGCUUCCCAUAACCCCACCCCCUUCUCCUGCUUUCCAUCACCCGCCACAUUCUCCCGCUUUCUAUCACCCCGCCCCAUUCUCCCUCCUUCCAUCAACCCGCCCCAUUCUCCCGCUUUCCAUCACCCCGCCCCAUUCUCCCGAUUUCCAUCACCCCGCCCCAUUCUCCCGCUUUCCAUCACCCCGCCCCAUUCUCCCGCUUUCCAUCACCCUGCCCCAUUCUCCCGCUUUCCAUCAUCCCGCACCACUCUCCCUCCUUCCAUCACCCCGCCCCAUUCUCCCGCUUUCCAUCACUCCGCCCCAUUCUCCCUCCUUCCAUCACCCCGCCCCAUUCUCCCUCCUUCCAUCACCCCGCCCCAUUCUCCCGCUUUCCAUCACCCCUCCCCAUUCUCCCGCUUCCCAUAACCCCACCCCAUUCUCCCGCUUUCAAUCACCCCGCCACAUUCUCCCACUUUCCAUCACCCCGCCCCCUUCUCUCUCCUUCCAUCACCCCGCCCCAUUCUCCCUCCUUCCAUCACCCCGCCCCAUUCUCCCGCUUUCCAUCACCCCGCCCCAUUCUCCCGCUUUCCAUCACCCAGCCCCAUUCUCCCGCUUUCCAUCACCCCGCCCCAUUCUCCCGCUUUCCAUCACCCCGCCCCAUUCUUCCGCUUCCAUUAUCCCGCCCCAUUCCCCCGCUUUCCAUCACCCCUCCCCAUUCUCCCUCCUUCCAUCACCCCGCCCCAUUCUCCCCCUUUCCAUCAACCGCCCCAUUCUCCCGCUUUCCAUCACCUCGCCCCAUUCUCCCGCUUUCCAUCACCCCGCCCCAUUCUCCCGCUUUCUAUCACCCCGCCCCAUUCUCCCGCUUUCCAUCACCCUGCCCCAUUCUCCCGCUUUCCAUCCGGCCCCGUUCUCCCGCUUUCCAUCACCCCGCCCCAUUCUCCCGCUUUCCAUCACUCCGCCCCAUUCUCCCGCUUUCCAUCACCCCGACUUAUUCUCCCACUUUCCAUCACCCCGCCCCAUUCUCCCGCUUUCCAUCACCCCGCCCCAUUCUCCCGCUUUCCAUCACCCUGCCCCAAUCUCCCGCUUUCCAUCAUCCCACCCCAUUCUCCCUCCUUCCAUCACCCCGCCCCAUUCUCCCACUUUCCAUCACCCCGCCCCAUUCUCCCGCUUUCCAUCACCCAGCCCCAUUCUCCCGCUUUCCAUCAUCCCGCCCCAUUCUCCCGCUUUCCAUCACCCCGCCCCAUUCUCCCUCCUUCCAUCACCCCGCCCCAUUCUCCCGCUUCCCAUAACCCCACCCCCUUCUCCUGCUUUCCAUCACCCGCCACAUUCUCCCGCUUUCUAUCACCCCGCCCCAUUCUCCCUCCUUCCAUCAACCCGCCCCAUUCUCCCGCUUUCCAUCACCCCGCCCCAUUCUCCCGAUUUCCAUCACCCCGCCCCAUUCUCCCGCUUUCCAUCACCCCGCCCCAUUCUCCCGCUUUCCAUCACCCUGCCCCAUUCUCCCGCUUUCCAUCAUCCCGCACCACUCUCCCUCCUUCCAUCACCCCGCCCCAUUCUCCCGCUUUCCAUCACUCCGCCCCAUUCUCCCUCCUUCCAUCACCCCGCCCCAUUCUCCCUCCUUCCAUCACCCCGCCCCAUUCUCCCGCUUUCCAUCACCCCUCCCCAUUCUCCCGCUUCCCAUAACCCCACCCCAUUCUCCCGCUUUCAAUCACCCCGCCACAUUCUCCCACUUUCCAUCACCCCGCCCCCUUCUCUCUCCUUCCAUCACCCCGCCCCAUUCUCCCUCCUUCCAUCACCCCGCCCCAUUCUCCCGCUUUCCAUCACCCCGCCCCAUUCUCCCGCUUUCCAUCACCCAGCCCCAUUCUCCCGCUUUCCAUCACCCCGCCCCAUUCUCCCGCUUUCCAUCACCCCGCCCCAUUCUUCCGCUUCCAUUAUCCCGCCCCAUUCCCCCGCUUUCCAUCACCCCUCCCCAUUCUCCCUCCUUCCAUCACCCCGCCCCAUUCUCCCCCUUUCCAUCACUCGCCCCAUUCUCCCGCUUUCCAUCACCUCGCCCCAUUCUCCCGCUUUCCAUCACCCCGCCCCAUUCUCCCGCUUUCCAUCACCCCGCCCCAUUCUCCCGCUUUCCAUCACCCUGCCCCAUUCUCCCGCUUUCCAUCCGGCCCUGAUCUCCCGCUUUCCAUCACCCCGCCCCAUUCUCCCGCUUUCCAUCACUCCCCCGCCCCCCCGCCCCAUUCUCCCGCUUUCCAUCACCCCUCCCCUUUCUCCCGCUUUCCAUCUCCCCGCCCCAUUCUCCCGCUUUCCAUCACCCCGCCCCAUUCUCCCGCUUUCCAUCACCCCGCCCCAUUCUUCCGCUUCCCAUCAUCUCGCCCCAUUCCCCCGCUUUCCAUCACCCCUCCCCAUUCUCCCUCCUUCAAUCACCCCGCCCCAUUCUCUCGCUUUACAUCACCCCGCCCCAUUCUCCCGCUUUCCAUCACGCCGCCCCAUUCUCCCGCUUUCCAUCACCCCGCCCCAUUCUCCCUCCUUCCAUCACCCCGCCCCAUUCUCCCGCUUUCCAUCACCCCGCCCCAUUCUCCCUCCUUCCAUCACCUCGCCCCAUUCUCCCUCAUUCCAUCACCCCGCCCCGAUCUCCCGCUUUCCAUCACCCCGCCCCAUUCUCCCGCUUCCCAUAACCCCACCCCAUUCUCACGCUUUCCAUCACCCCGCCACAUUUUCCCACUUUCCAUCACCCCGCCCCCUUCUCUCUCCUUCCAUCACCCCGCCCCAUUCUCCCUCCUUCCAUCACCCUGCCCCAUUCUCCCGCUUUCCAUCAGCCCGCCCCAUUCUCCCGCUUUCCAUCAUCCCGCCCCUUUCUCCCGCUUUCCAUCUCCCCGCCCCAUUCUCCUGCUUUCCAUCACCCCGCCCCAUUCUCCCGCUUUCCAUCACCCCGCCCCAUUCUUCCGCUUCCCAUCAUCCCGCCCCAUUCCACCGCUUUCCAUCACCCCUCCCCAUUCUCCCUCCUUCCAUCACCCUGCCCCAUUCUCUCGCUUUCCAUCACCCCGCCCCAUUCUUCCGCUUUCCAUCACCCGCCCCAUUCUCCCGCUUUCCACCACCUCGCCCCAUUUUCCCGCUUUCCAUCACUCCGCCCCAUUCUUCUGCUUUCCAUCACCCCGCCCCAUUCUCCCGCUUUCCAUCACCCCGCCCCAUUCUCCCUCCUUCCAUCACCCCGCCCCAUUCUCCCUCCUUCCAUCACCCCGCCCCAUUCUCCCGCUUUCCAUCACCCCGCCACAUUCUCCCGCUUUCUAUCACCCCGCCCCAUUCUCCCUCCUUCUAUCACCCCGCCCCAUUCUCCCGCUUUCCACCACCCCGCCCUAUUCUCCCGAUUUCCAUCACCCCGCCCCAUUCUCCCGCUUUCCAUCAUCCCGCCCCAUUCUCCCUCCUUCCAUCACCCCGCCCCAUUCUCCCGCUUUCCAUCACUCCGCCCCAUUCUCCCUCCUUCCAUCACCCCGCCCCAUUCUCCCUCCUUCCAUCACCCCGCCCCAUUCUCCCGCUUUCCAUCACCCCGCCCCAAUCUCCUGCUUCCCAUAACCCCACCCCAUUUUCCCGCUUUCCAUCACCCCGCCACAUUCUCCCACUUUCCAUCACCCCGCCCCCUUCUCUCUCCUUCCAUCACCCCGCCCCAUUCUCCCUCCCUCCAUCACCCCGCCCCAUUCUCCCGCUUUCCAUCAGCCCGCCCCAUUCUCCCGCUUUCCAUCACCCCUCCCCUUUCUCCCGCUUUCCAUCUCCCCGCGCCAUUCUCCCGCUUUCCAUCACCCCGCCCCAUUCUCCCGCUUUCCAUCACCCCGCCUCAUUCUUCCGCUUCCCAUCAUCCCGCCCCAUUCCCCCGCUUUCCAUCACCCCUCCCCAUUCUCCCUCCUUCCAUCACCCUGCCCCAUUCUCUCGCUUUCCAUCACCCCGCCCCAUUCUCCCGCUUUCCAUCACGCCGCCCCAUUCUCCUGCUUUCCAUCACCCCGCCCCAUUCUCCCUCCUUCCAUCACUCCGCCCCAUUCUCCCGCUUUCCAUCACCCCGCCCCAUUCUCCUUUCUUCCAUCACCCCGCCCCAUUCUCCCUCAUUCCAUUACCCCGCCCUAUUCUCCCGCUUUCCAUCACCCCGCCCCAUUCUCCCGCUUCCCAUAACCCCACCCCAUUCUCCCGCUUUCCAUCACCCCGCCACAUUUUCCCACUUUCCAUCACCCCGCCCCCUUCUCUCUCCUUCCAUAACCCCGCCUCAUUCUCCUUCCUUCCCUCACCCCGCCCCAUUCUCCCGCUUUCCAUCAGCCCGCCCCAUUCUCCCGCUUUCCAUCACCCCGCUUCUUUCUCCCGCUUUCCAUCUCCCCGCCCCAUUCUCCCACUUUCCAUCACCCCGCCCCAUUCUCCCGCUUUCCAUCACCCCGCCCCAUUCUUCCGCUUCCCAUCAUCCCGCCCCAUUCCACCACUUUCCAUCAACCCUCCCCAUUCUCCCUCCUUCCAUCACCCCGCCCCAUUCUUCCGCUUUCGAUCACCCGCCCCAUUCUCCCGCUUUCCAUCACAUCGCCCCAUUCUCCCGCUUUCCAUCACCCCGCCCCAUUCUUUUGCUUUCCAUCACCCCGCCCCAUUCUCCCGCUUUCCAUCACCCUGCCCCAUUCACCCGCUUUCCAUUACCCGCCCCAUUCUCCCGCUUUCCAUCACCCCGCCCCAUUCUCCCGCUUUCCAUCACACCGCUCCAUUCUCUCGCUUUCCAUCACCCCGCCCCAUUCUCCCGCUUUCCAUCACCCCGCCCCAUUCUCCCGCUUUGCAUCACUCCGACCCAUUCUCCCGCUUUCCAUCACCCCGACCCAUUCUCCCACUUUCCAUCACCCCAGCCCCAUUCUCCCUCCUUCCAUCACCCCGCCUCAUUCUCCCUCCUUCCAUCACCCCGCCCCUUUCUCCCGCUUUCCAUCACCUCGCCCCAUUCUCCCGCUUUCCAUCACCCAGCCCCAUUCUCCCGCUUUCCAUCACCCCGCCCCAUUUUCCCGCUUUCCAUCACCCCGCCCCAUUCUCCCGCUUUCCAUCACCCUGCCCCAAUCUCCCGCUUUCCAUCACCCCGCCCCAUUCUCCCUCCUUCCAUCACCCCGCCCCAUUCUCCCGCUUUCCAUCACCCCGCCCCAUUCUCCUGCUUUCCAUCACCCAGCCCCAUUCUCCCGCUUUCCAUCACCCCGCCCCAUUCUCCCGCUUUCCAUCACCCCACCCCAUUCUCCCUCCUUCCAUCACCCUGCCACAUUCUCCCUCCUUCCAUCACCCCGCCUCAUUCUCCCUCCUUCCAUCACCCCGCCCCUUUCUCCCGCUUUCCAUCACCUCGCCCCAUUCUCCCGCUUUCCAUCACCCAGCCCCAUUCUCCCGCUUUCCAUCACCCCGCCCCAUUUUCCCGCUUUCCAUCACCCCGCCCCAUUCUCCCGCUUUCCAUCACCCUGCCCCAAUCUCCCGCUUUCCAUCACCCCGCCCCAUUCUCCCUCCUUCCAUCACCCCGCCCCAUUCUCCCGCUUUCCAUCACCCCGCCCCAUUCUCCUGCUUUCCAUCACCCAGCCCCAUUCUCCCGCUUUCCAUCACGCCGCCCCAUUCUCCUGCUUUCCAUCACCCCGCCCCAUUCUCCCUCCUUCCAUCACCCCGCCCCAUUCUCCCGCUUUCCAUCACCCCGCCCCAUUCUCCUUUCUUCCAUCACCCCGCUCCAUUCUCCCUCAUUCCAUUACCCCGCCCCAUUCUCCCGCUUUCCAUCACCCCGCCCCCCACAUUCUCCCGCUUUCCAUCACCCCGCCCCAUUUUCCCGCUUUCCAUCACCCCGCCCCAUUCUCCCGCUUUCCAUCACCCUGCCCCAAUCUCCCGCUUUCCAUCACCCCGCCCCAUUCUCCCUCCUUCCAUCACCCCGCCCCAUUCUCCCGCUUUCCAUCACCCCGCCCCAUUCUCCUGCUUUCCAUCACCCAGCCCCAUUCUCCCGCUUUCCAUCACCCCGCCCCAUUCUCCCGCUUUCCAUCACCCCACCCCAUUCUCCCUCCUUCCAUCACCCUGCCCCAUUCUCCCUCCUUCCAUCACCCUGCCCCAUUCUCCCGCUUUCCAUCACUCCGACCCAUUCUCCCACUUUCCAUCACCCCGCCCCAUUCUCCCUCCUUCCAUCACCCCGCCUCAUUCUCCCUCCUUCCAUCACCCCGCCCCUUUCUCCCGCUUUCCAUCACCUCGCCCCAUUCUCCCGCUUUCCAUCGCCCAGCCCCAUUCUCCCGCUUUCCAUCACCCCGCCCCAUUUUCCCGCUUUCCAUCACCCCGCCCCAUUCUCCCGCUUUCCAUCACCCUGCCCCAAUCUCCCGCUUUCCAUCACCCCGCCCCAUUCUCCCUCCUUCCAUCACCCCGCCCCAUUCUCCCGCUUUCCAUCACCCCGCCCCAUUCUCCUGCUUUCCAUCACCCAGCCCCAUUCUCCCGCUUUCCAUCACCCCGCCUCAUUCUCCCGCUUUCCAUCACCCCACCCCAUUCUCCCUCCUUCCAUCACCCUGCCCCAUUCUCCCUCCUUCUAUCACCCCGCCCCAUUCUCCCGCUUUCCAUCACCCCGCCCCAUUCUCCCUCCUUCCAUCACCCCGCCCCAUUCUCCCUCCUUCCAUCACCCCGCCCCAUUCUCCCGCUUUCCAUCACCCCGCCCCAUUCUCCCGCUUCCCAUAACCCCACCCCAUUCUCCUGCUUUCCAUCACCCCGCCACAUUCUCCCGCUUUCCAUCACCCCGCCCCAUUCUCCCGCUUUCCAUCACCCCGCCACAUUCUCCCGCUUUCCAUCACCCCGCCCCCUUCUCUCUCCUUCCAUCACCCCGCCCCAUUCUCCCUCCUUCCAUCAUCCCGCCCCAUUCUCCCGCUUUCCAUCAGCCCGCCCCAUUCUCCCGCUUUCCAUCACCCUGCCCCAUUCUCCCGCUUUCCAUCUCCCCGCCCCAUUCUCCCGCUUUCCAUCACCCCGCCCCAUUCUCCCGCUUUCCAUCACCCCGCCCCAUUCUUCCGCUUCCCAUCAUCCCACCCCAUUCCCCCGCUUUCCAUCAACCCUCCCCAUUCUCCCUCCUUCCAUCACCCCGCCCCAUUCUCCCUCCUUCCAUCACCCCACCCCAUUCUCCCGCUUUCCAUCACCCCGCCCCAUUCUCCCGCUUCCCAUAACCCCACUCCAUUCUCCCGCUUUCCAUCACCCCGCCACAUUCUCCCACUUUCUAUCACCCCGCCCCAUUCUCCCUCCUUCCAUCACCCCGCCCCAUUCUCCCGCUUUCCAUCACCCCGCCCCAUUCUCCCGAUUUCCAUCACCCCGCCCCAUUCUCCCGCUUUCCAUCACCCCGCCCCAUUCUCCCGCUUUCCAUCACCCCGCCCCAUUCUCCAGCUUUCCAUCAUCCCGCCCCAUUCUUCCGCCUCCCAUCAUCCCGCCCCAUUCCCCCGCUUUCAGUCACCCCUCCCCAUUCUCCCUCCUUCCAUCACCCCGCCCCAUUCUCUCGCUUUCCAUCACCCCGCCCCAUUCUCCCGCUUUACAUCACCCCGCCCCAUUCUCCCGCUUUCCAUCACUCCGCCCCAUUAUCCCUCCUUCCAUCAUCCCGCCCCAUUCUCCCUCCUUCCAUCACCCCGCCCCAUUCUCCCGCUUUCCAUCACCCCGCCUCAUUCUCCCGCUUCCCAUAACCCCACCCCAUUCUCCCGCUUUCCAUCACCCCGCCAUAUUCUCCCACUUUCUAUCACCCCGCCCCCUUCUCUCUCCUUCCAUCACCCCGCCCCAUUCUCCCUCCUUCCAUCACCCUGCCCCAUUCUCCCGCUUUCCAUCAGCCCGCCCCAUUCUCCGCUUUCCAUCACCCCUCCCCUUUCUCCCGCUUUCCAUCUCCCCGCCCCAUUCUCCCGCUUUCCAUCACCCCGCCCCAUACUCCUGCUUUCCAUCACCCCGCCCCAUUCUUCCGCUUCCCAUCAUCCCGCCCCCCCCAUUCUCCCGCUUUCCAUCACCCCGCCCCAUUCUCCCGCUUUCCAUCACCCAGCCCGAUUCUCCCGCUUUCGAUCACCCCGCCCCAUUUUCCCGCUUUCCAUCACCCCGCCCCAUUCUCCCGCUUUCCAUCACCCCACCCCAUUCUCCCUCCUUCUAUCACCCUGCCCCAUUCUCCCGCUUUCCAUCACCCCGCCCCAUUCUCCCGCUUUCCAUCACCCAGCCUCAUUCUCCCGCUUUCCAUCACCCCGCCCCAUUCUCCCGCUUUCCAUCACCCCGCCCCAUUCUCCCGCUUUCCAUCACCCCGCCCCAUUCUCCCUCCUUCCAUCUCCCCGCCCCAUUCUCCCGCUUUCCAUCACCCCGUCCCAUUCUCCCUCCUUCCAUCACCCCGCCCCAUUCUCCCUCCUUCCAUCACCCCGCCCCAUUCUCCCUCAUUCCAUCACCCUGCCCCAUUCUCCCGCUUUCCAUCACCCCGCCCCAUUCUCCCGCUUCCCAUAACCCCACCCCAUUCUCCCGCUUUCCAUCACCCCGCCACAUUUUCCCACUUUCCAUCACCCCGCCCCCUUCUCUCUCCUUCCAUCACCUCGCCCCAUUCUCCCUCCUUCCAUCAACCCGCCCCAUUCUCCUGCUUUCCAUCAGCCCGCCCCAUUCUCCCGCUUUCCAUUACCCCGCCCCUUUCUCCUGUUUUCCAUCUCCCUGCCCCAUUCUCCCGCUUUCCAUCACCCCGUCCCAUUCUCCCGCUUUCCAUCACCCAGCCCCAUUCUCCCGCUUUCCAUCACCCCGCCCCAUUCUCCCGCUUUCCAUCACCCAGCCCCAUUCUCCCGCUUUCCAUCACCCCGCCCCAUUUUCCCGCUUUCCAUCACCCCGCCCCAUUCUCCCGCUUUCCAUCACCCUGCCCCAUUCUCCCGCUUUCCAUCACCCCACCCCAUUCUCCCUCCUUCCAUCACCCCGCCCCAUUCUCCCGCUUUCCAUCACCCUGCCCCAUUCUCCCGCUUUCCAUCACCCAGCCUCAUUCUCCCGCUUUCCAUCACCCCGCCCCAUUCUCCCGCUUUCCAUCACCCCGCCCCAUUCUCCCGCUUUCCAUCACCCCGCCCCAUUCUCCCUCCUUCCAUCUCCCCGCCCCAUUCUCCAGCUUUCCAUCACCCCGUCCCAUUCUCCCUCCUUCCAUCACCCCGCCCCAUUCUCCCUCCUUCCAUCACCCCGCACCAUUCUCCCGCUUUCCAUCAGCCCGCCCCAUUCUCCCGCUUCCCAUAACCCCACCCCCUUCUCCCGCUUUCCAUCACCCCGCCACAUUCUCCCGCUUUCUAUCACCCCGCCCUAUUCUCCCUCCUUCCAUCACCCCGCCCCAUUCUCCCGCUUUCCAUCACCCCGCCCCAUUCUCCUGCUUUCCAUCAUCCCGCCCCAUUCUCCCUCCUUCCAUCACCCCGCCCCAUUCUCCCGCUUUCCAUCACUCCGCCCCAUUCUCCCUCCUUCCAUCACCCCGCCCCAUUCUCCCUCCUUCCAUCACCCCGCCCCAUUCUCCCGCUUUCCAUCACCCCGCCCCAUUCUCCCGCUUCCCAUAACCCCACUCCAUUCUCCCGCUUUCCAUCACCCCGCCACAUUCUCCCGCUUUCUAUCACCCCGCCCCAUUCUCCCUCCUUCCAUCACCCCGCCCCAUUCUCCCGCUUUCCAUCACCCCGCCCCAUUCUCCCGCUUUCCAUCACCCCGCCCCAUUCUCCCGCUUUCCAUCAUCCCGCCCCAUUCUCCCUCCUUCCAUCACCCCACCCCAUUCUUCCGCUUCCCAUCAUUACGCCCCAUUCCCCCGCUUUCCAUCACCCCUCCCCAUUCUCCCUCCUUCCAUCACCCCGCCCCAUUCUCUCGCUUUCCAUCACCCCGCCCCUUUCUCCGGCUUUCCAUCACCCCGCCCCAUUCUCCCGCUUUCCAUCACUCCGCCCCAUUAUCCCUCCUUCCAUCACCCCGCCCCAUUCUCACUCCUUCCAUCACCCCGCCCCAUUCUCCCGCUCCCGCCCCAUUCUCCUGCUUUCCAUCACCCCUCCCCUUUCUCCCGCUUUCCAUCUCCCCGCCCCAUUCUCCCGCUUUCCAUCACCCCGCCCCAUUCUUCUGCUUUCCAUCACCCCGCCCCAUUCUUCCGCUUCCCAUCAUCCCGCCCCAUUCUCCCGCUUUCCAUCACCCCUCCCCAUUCUCCCUCCUUCCAUCACCCCGCCCCAUUCUCUCCUUUCCAUCUCCCUGCCCCAUUCUCCCUCCUUCCAUCAACCCGCCCCAUUCUCCCGCUUUCCAUCAGCCCACCCCAUUCUCCCGCUUUCCAUCACCCCGCCCCAUUCUCCCGCUUUCACUCACCCAGCCCCAUUCUCCCGCUUUCCAUCACCCCGCCCCAUUCUCCCUCCUUCCAUCACCCCGCCCCAUUCUCCCGCUUUCCAUCACCCCAUCCCAUUCUCCCUCCUUCCAUCACCCCGCCCCAUUCUCCCUCCUUCCAUCACCCCGCCCCAUUCUCCCGCUUUCCAUCAGCCCGCCCCAUUCUCCCGCUUCCCAUAACCCCACCCCCCCCGCCCCAUUCUCCCGCUUUCCAUCACCCCGCCCCUUUCUCCCGCUUUCCAUCUCCCCGCCCCAUUCUCCCGCUUUCCAUCACCCUGCCCCAUUCUCCCGCUUGCCAUCACCCCUCCCCAUUCUUCCGCUUCCCAUCAUCCCGCCCCUUUUCCCCGCUUCCCAUCACCCCGCCCCAUUCUCCCUCCUUCCAUCACCCCGCCCCAUUCUCCCGCUUUCCAUCACACGCCCCAUUCUCCCGCUUUCCAUCACCCCGCCUCAAUCUUUUGCUUUCCAUCACCCCGCCCCAAUCUCCCGCUUUCCAUCACCCUGCCCCAUUCACCCGCUUUCCAUCACCCGCCCCAUUCUCCCGCUUUCCAUCACCCCGCCCAUUCUCCCGCUUUCCAUCACCCCGCCCCAUUCUCCCGCUUUCCAUCACCCCGCCCCAUUCUCCCGCUUUCCAUCACCCCGCCCCAUUCUCCCGCUUUCCAUCACUCCGCCCCAUUCUCCCGCUUUCCAUCACCCCGACCCAUUCUCCCACUUUCCAUCACCCCGCCCCCUUCUCCCUCCUUCCAUGACCCCGCCCCAUUCUCCCUCCUUCCAUCACCCCGCCCCAUUCUCCCGCUUUCCAUCACCCCGCCCCAUUCUCCCGCUUUCCAUCACCCCGCCUCAUUCUCCCGCUUUCCAUCACCCCGCCCCAUUCUCCCUCCUUCCAUCACCCCGCCCCAUUCUCCUGCUUUCCAUCACCCCGCCCCAUUCUCCCUCCUUCCAUCACCCCGCCCCAUUCUCCCUCCUUCCAUCACCCCGCCCCAUUCUCCCGCUUUCCAUCACCCCGCCCCAUUCUCCCGCUUCCCAUAACCCCACCCCAUUCUCCCGCUUUCCUUCAACCCGCCCCAUUCUCCCGUUUUCCAUCACCCCGCCCCAUUCUCCCGCUUUCCAUCACCCCGACUCAUUCUCCCGCUUUCCAUCACCCCGCCCCAUUCUCCCGCUUUCCAUCAUCCCGCCCCAUUCUCCCUCCUUCCAUCACCCCGCCCCAUUCCCCCGCUUUCCAUCACUCCGCCCCAUUCUCCCUCCUUCCAUCACCCCACCCCAUUCUCCCUCCUUCCAUCACCCCGCCCCAUUCUCCCGCUUUCCAUCACCCCGCCCCAUUCUCCCGCUUCCCAUAACCCCACCCCAUUCUACCGCUUUCCAUCACCCCGCCACAUUCUCCCACUUUCCAUCACCCCGCCCCCUUCUCUCUCCUUCCAUCACCCCGCCCCAUUCUCCCUCCUUCCAUCACCCCGCCCCAUUCUCCCGCUUUCCAUCACCCCGCCCCAUUCUCCCGCUUUCCAUCACCCCUCCCCUUUCUCCCGCUUUCCAUCUCCCUGCCCCAUUCUCCCGCUUUCCAUCACCCCGCCCCAUUCUCCCGCUUUCCAUCACCCCACCCCAUUCUUCCGCUACCCAUCAUCCCGACCCAUUCCCCCGCUUUCCAUCACCCCUCCCCAUUCUCCCUCCUUCCAUCAACCCGCCCCAUUCUCUCGCUUUCCAUCACCCCGCCCCAUUCUCCCGCUUUCCAUCACCCCGCCCCAUUCUCCCGCUUUCCAUCACCCCGCCCCAUUCUCCCUCCUUCCAUCACCCCGGCCCCUUUCCAUCACCCCGCCCCAUUCUCCCGCUUUCCAUCACCCCGCCCCAUUCUUCCGCUACCCAUCAUCCCGACCCAUUCCCCCGCUUUCCAUCACCCCUCCCCAUUCUCCCUCCUUCCAUCACCCCGCCCCAUUCUCUCGCUUUCCAUCACCCCGCCCCAUUCUCCCGCUUUCCAUCACCCCGCCCCAUUCUCCCGCUUUACAUCACCCCGCCCCAUUCUCCCUCCUUCCAUCACCCCGCCCCAUUCUCCUGCUUUCCAUCACCCCGCCCCAAUCUCCCUCCUUCCAUCACCCCGCCCCAUUCUCCCUCCUUCCAUCACCCCGCCCCAUUCUCCCGCUUUCCAUCAUUCCGCCCCAUUCUCCCGCUUCCCAUAACCCCACCCCCUUCUCCCGCUUUCCAUCACCCCGCCACAUUCUCCCGCUUUCUAUCACCCCGCCCCCUUCUCCCUCCUUCCAUCACCCCGCCCCAUUCUCCCGCUUUCCAUCACCCCGCCCCAUUCUCCCGAUUUCCAUCACCCCGCCCCAUUCUCCCGCUUUCCAUCACCCCGCCCCAUUCUCCCGCUUUCCAUCAACCUGCCCCAUUCUCCCGCUUUCCAUCAUCCCGCCCCAUUCUCCCUCCUUCAAUCAUCCCGCCCAAUUCUCACGCUUUCCAUCACUCCGCCCCAUUCUCCCUCCUUCCAUCACCCCGCCCCAUUCUCCCGCUUUCCAUCAACCCGCCCCAUUCUCCCGCUUCCCAUAACCCCACCCCAUUCUCCCGCUUUCCAUCUCCCCGCCACAUUCUCCCACUUUCCAUCACCCCGCCCCCUUCUCUCUCCUUCCAUCACCCCGCCCCAUUCUCCCUCCUUCCAUCACCCCGCCCCAUUCUCCCGCUUUCCAUCAGCCCGCCCCAUUCUCCCGCUUUCCAUCACCCCUCCCCUUUCUCCCGCUUUCCAUCUCCCCGCCCCAUUCUCCCGCUUCCCAUCACCCCGCCCCAUUCUCCCGCUUUCCAUCACCCCGCCCCAUUCUUCCGCUUCCCAUUAUCCCGCCCCAUUCCCCCGCUUUCCAUCACCCCUCCCCAUUCUCCCUCCUUCCAUCACCCCGCCCCAUUCUCUCGCUUUCCAUCACCCCGCCCCAUUCUCCCGCUUUCCAUCACCCCGCCCCAUUCUCCCGCUUUCCAUCACCCCGCCCUAUUCUUCCUCCUUCCAUCACCCCGCCCCAUUCUCCCGCUUUCCAUCACCCCGCCCCAUUCUCCCUCCUUCGAUCACCCCGCCCCAUUCUCCCUCAUUCCAUCACCCCGCCCCAUUCUCCCGCUUUCCAUCACCCCGCCCCAUUCUCCCGCUUUCCAUAACCCCACCCCAUUUUCCUGCUUUCGAUCACCCCGCCACAUUUUCCCACUUUCCAUCACCCCGCCCCCUUCUCUCUCCUUCCAUCACCCCGCCCCAUUCUCCCUCCUUCCAUCACCCCGCCCCAUUCUCCCGCUUUCCAUCACCCCGCCCCAUUCUCCCGCUUUCCAUCACCCCGCCCCUUUCUCCCGCUUUCCAUCACCCCGCCCCAUUCUUCGCUUUCCAUCACUUAGCCCCAUUCUCCCGCUUUCCAUCACCCCGCCCCAUUUUUCCGCUUUCCAUCACCCCGCCCCAUUCUCCCGCUUUCCAUCACCCUGCCUCAAUCUCCCGCUUUCCAUCACCUUGCCCCAUUCUCCCUCCUUCCAUCACCCCGCCCCAUUCUCCGCGAUCCAUCACCCCGCCCCAUUCUCCUGCUUUCCAUCACCCAGCCCCAUUCUCCCGCCUUUCCAUCACCCCGCCCCAUUCUCCCGCUUUCCAUCACCCCACCCCAUUCUCCCUCCUUCCAUCACCCCGCCCCAUUCUCCCUCCUUCCAGGGUUUAGGGUUUAGGGUUUAG